Messenger RNA from Aspergillus eucalypticola CBS 122712, 1258 nucleotides. RefSeq lists its product as uncharacterized. The coding region runs from base 14 to 1258 and encodes 414 amino acids. The transcript is spliced from 3 exons. The record is from RefSeq and is a predicted model, not a curated record. Lineage: Eukaryota; Fungi; Ascomycota; Eurotiomycetes; Eurotiales; Aspergillaceae.
CUCGACAGCCACAAUGAGUCUUCCAAAUCUCCCCCAAGAGAUCUUGCUGCUCAUCAUAGCUGAACUGCGUUAUGCAAAUAAGUUUGGUGCUAUCGCAAAGCUUUGCCAAACUUGCAAGACAGUUUGUGCCCUUGUCCAGCCCGAAUUGUUCCGUGAAGGCCCACAAUGGCUUAUCUAUAGCGAUGGAAGUGUACCUCCGUACAAGAUUAAAAUGGUUACUCUUAUGCGCUUCAUAGAGGCUGUUGUUGAACAGCCUGAAUUGGGCACCUUUAAUCUGCCAUUUGGGCCCCGGAAGGUCUCAAUGGAGACACUGAUGCGAGCUUAUAACCAUUUUCCAGCGGACUGGAAGCAGCGACACCUGACAGGCAAUGCGGGAAUCCAUCCACUUCCGUUGUUCAUGCUUCUAAUAUCCCUGACGCCCAACUUGCAAGAAUUGGAACUCAGUAAAAUCGAGACACAAGGACUGGAAGCAUUGGAGCUGCUCUGGGAACGAGAUUCUCAGGGCAUACGCCGCUAUGAUUAUCUCCCCAACUUGAAGAAACUUGUUAUUGUUCUGGAAAUCAUGUGCCACGAAUCUUUGAGAAAUCUAAUUCAUCUCAUGCACCUACCCACACUGAAUGAGCUUUCUAUAUGUGGCGCUGACGAGCAUGACCCUGGCUGUCCACCUUUUAACCUCCUCCAACCCGAGUCUCUCAGCAUUACGAUGCUAGAUCUAAGAGGAUCUACGUUUACUCCCCCCCCCUAUUGCGCCAAAUUCCUUCUAAAACUCGAACUCAACUUUAAUGAAUGCGAGCCCAAUCCUGGAGGUCCAGAUUGGAGUCACUAUGGCUCGUUUACGGCCUUCAUAAGCCUCAAAGUCCUUGAAGUGGAGCAAAGUGGGUUGCGAGAUGUCCCAGGUCUCCCGAACUCUUUAGAGAGUCUGAGGGUAGUUGAAUGUGACCGCCCUGUGUAUAUGUUUCUGGCUAGCCUGAUAUCGAAGGACAAAAGCGAUCGGUUAUCUCUGAAAUACGUCCGGAUAUCCGAAAAGUGGGAAUACCGCUGUAGGGAUCAAAAUUGGAUCCUCGGGAUCGAGCCUACUUAUGAGUUGGAUAAGACUGCGGAGGGUAAAGCAGCAAUGAUGGAGGCAUGCCGACGCUUGGACAAUCUCAUCAAGAAGGCGGACUUCUCAGUCGAUAUUGUCGACUGCUCAGCCUGGGAUAGAUACGUCGCUGAACAGAAGACCACCAACGAGGGCGUUGUGGUUAACAACACCGCAUAG